AUGCCCAAACGUCCCAAUUUCCUCGUCAUUGUCGCUGACGACCUCGGUUUCUCCGACGUGGGCUGCUUCGGCGGCGAGAUUCGCACCCCGCACAUUGACCAGAUCGCAAAGGAGGGACUGCGUUUCACCGAUUUUCAUGCUGCCGCAGCAUGCUCCCCCACACGAGCCAUGAUCAUGACCGGCACCGACCACCACAUCGCCGGGUUGGGCAAUCUGAUCGAGUGGACAAACAUCUCUGGCCAGAACGGCCCUAAGGGCUCGGCUAUGAGCACUGCGCCGCAGCGCGGUAUGCCUGGCUAUGAGGGCUACUUGAACGAGAGGGUAGUGGCAUUGCCCGAAGUCCUGCGUGAUGCGGGCUACCACACUGUGAUGUCUGGAAAGUGGCAUUUAGGGUUGACGCCAGAGCGUUCUCCUCACAAGCGCGGUUUCGUCCGCUCCUUUGCCCAUCUGCCUGCUUGCUCGAACCACUAUGCUUAUGAGCCGCAGCUGCGGGACCAGGACGACAUCCCCACUUUUAUCGAAGCGAGCUACAUUGCUUUGCACAGUGAAGAUGGCGAGUAUGUGCGCCAUCUCCCGGAAGGAUGGUAUUCAUCUGACGGCUACGGUGACAAGAUGGUAGACUAUCUCCGUGAAUGGAAGGAAUCUGGAGGCAGUGAGGGCCCUGAUGGGAAAGGUGACCGGCCCUUCUUUGGUUAUCUGCCCUUUACUGCACCCCAUUGGCCGCUUCAGGCUCCUCGUGAAUAUAUUGAUCACUACCGUGGUGUGUAUGACGAGGGUCCCGACGCUCUUCGGCUGAAGCGUCUCCAACGGCUCAAGGAGCUAGGCAUGGUGCGCGAGGAUGUUGAGCCGCACCCCGUGGUCGCAGACGAGGUUAAGGAGUGGGAUGAAUACACGGACGAGGAGAAGAAAAAGUCCUGUGUUGCAAUGGAAGUUUUUGCCGGAAUGGUAGAGUGCAUUGACGCCAAUGUGGGCAAAGUAGUCGAAUACCUGCGCUCCAUCGACGAACUCGACAACACCUUCGUGUGCUUCAUGUCCGACAACGGUGCCGAAGGGGCUGCCUACGAAGCCUACCCUAUGGUUCAAAACGGCGUCAUGCCCCACUUGACCAAGUACUACGAUAACAGGAUCGAGAAUUUGGGUGCUGGGAACUCUUUCAUCUGGUACGGCCCGCGCUGGGCUCAAGCCGCUACUGCCCCUUCGCGCCUAUACAAGGCGUACACUACCGAAGGUGGUGUUCGAGUCCCAUUCACAUGCCGCUUCCCAAAGCAUAUCAAUGUGACACCCGGGGAUUCGAUCGCGGGUCAAGGAGGUAUCUCGGAUCAGUUUGCUACGGUCAUGGAUUUGGCCCCUUCUAUCCUUGACAUGGCCGGCAUCAAACAUCCUGCCCCGACGUACCAGGGUCGUGAGAUCGUUGAGAUGCGUGGUAAGAGCUGGUAUCCGUAUAUCACUGGCCAGAGCGACCGCAUUCACCCCAAGGAUUUCAUCCAGGGAUGGGAGACCUGUGGCCGAGCUGCCCUGCGCUAUGGCGACUGGAAGAUUGUCUUCCUGCCCAAACCCAAGGGUCCCGAAAAAUGGCAGUUGUAUAACCUUAUUCAGGAUCCUGGUGAAAUCCACGAUCUGGCAGAUAAAGAACCUGAGAGGUUGAAUCAGCUUCUGAAGCUGUGGGACCAGUAUGUGCUUGAGACUGGUGUGAUCCCUCUUUGCCCUCAGCUGGGUGAGUUCUUAGAGGCUACCGAGGCUCAGAUGCCCGAGAAUGCUUGGAUGGAGUUCGACUACUGGAAAGAGGGCGCUCGGGAUGCCCCUGAAAAGUUCAGCCGCCAUCCACCGCGGUUCCAGCGAGUGGUGAAGCAAAUUUAA
Penicillium chermesinum is the source of this 1857-nucleotide messenger RNA. Its product is annotated as arylsulfatase. The transcript is spliced from 2 exons. The record is from RefSeq and is a predicted model, not a curated record. Gene Ontology annotation, molecular function: arylsulfatase activity. Bases 1 to 1857 code for a protein of 618 amino acids. NCBI's taxonomy places the organism in Eukaryota, Fungi, Ascomycota, Eurotiomycetes, Eurotiales, Aspergillaceae.